Molecule: messenger RNA, 1143 nt
Organism: Saccharomyces mikatae IFO 1815
Lineage: Eukaryota; Fungi; Ascomycota; Saccharomycetes; Saccharomycetales; Saccharomycetaceae
Gene: ETR1
Product: enoyl-[acyl-carrier-protein] reductase
Exons: 1
Coding region: 1-1143 (380 amino acids)
Biological process (GO): fatty acid metabolic process
Cellular component (GO): mitochondrion
Molecular function (GO): trans-2-enoyl-CoA reductase (NADPH) activity
Source: RefSeq, a predicted model, not a curated record
AUGCUUCCCACAUUAAAACGUUUCAUGUCAUCCUCAACUCACCAGAUUCCCAAACAGUUUAAAUCACUCAUUUACUCAGCUCACGAAGUUGAGGAUUGUUCUAAAGUUUUGUCAGUGAAAAAUUAUACUCCUAAACAAAACCUGUCUCAAUCAAUUGUGUUGAAAACUUUGGCUUUUCCCAUAAAUCCUUCGGAUAUCAACCAACUACAAGGUGUAUAUCCGUCUCGUCCGGAGAAGACAUAUGAUUACUCUACUGAUGAGCCAGCAGCUAUAGCCGGUAACGAGGGUGUCUUUGAGGUUGUUUAUUUACCCCCAAGUAGUUCCAAUGGCGAUUUAAAAUUGGGAGACCGAGUUAUCCCAUUGCAGGCGAACCAAGGAACUUGGUCCAAUUACCGAGUUUUCUCUAGUAGUUCUGAAUUGAUCAAAGUGAAUGAUUUGGAUUUGUUCUCUGCAGCAACGGUAUCCGUCAAUGGCUGUACCGGUUUUCAACUAGUUUCAGACUAUAUUGAUUGGAACAGUGGUGGUAAUGAAUGGAUUAUCCAAAAUGCAGGUACAUCUGGUGUUUCAAAGAUAGUCUCGCAAGUAGCAAAAGCGAAAGGAAUUAAUACACUAAGUGUUAUUCGUGAUCGUGAUAAUUUCGAUGAGGUGGCCAAGGUUUUGGAAGAUAAAUAUGGCGCUACGAAGGUCAUCUCCGAAUCACAAAACAACAACAAGACGUUUGCCAAAGAAGUAUUGACCAAGGUUUUGGGAGAAAACGCGAGGGUGAGACUGGCUUUGAAUUCUGUCGGAGGUAAAUCCAGUGCUUCGAUUGCUCGUAAGUUAGAGAAAAACGCCCUAAUGCUCACUUAUGGAGGAAUGUCAAAACAACCUGUAACACUACCAACAUCUUUACAUAUCUUCAAAGGUUUGACCUCCAAAGGUUACUGGGUAACUGAAAAGAACAAGGAAAACCCCCAAAGUAAAAUUGACACCAUCAACAAUUUCAUUGAAAUGUAUAACGCUGGUCAAAUUAUUUCUCCUAAGGAUGAAAUUGAAACUCUGACCUGGAACACUAAUACCACUACUGAUGAGCAGUUAUUGGAACUAAUCAAAAAGGGUAUAACUGGGAAGGGGAAGAAAAAAUUGGUUGUACUGGAAUGGUAG